AUGGAUGACGACCCGCGCUCAGGAACCCGCUCGCGUGACGAGCCCUGUCACAGCUACGACCUAAGCAGUGCUGUAUAUGGCAUGCUUCCAUCACGCGCCAUGGACAUCACGGCGCUGACAUCUUCCGCUUCACCUCCAGCUCGAAGCCGGGCUGGAAAGCGACAGAGCGCUGUGGAUACCGUCGUCAUUUCGCAGCGCAGCAUCUCACUCGGUCCCAACUCUGCACCUCCCUCCUGGCUCCCACAGACCAACAAGCGCAGUCGCUUGCAGCAUAAUCAGCGUAUGGAGCUCCACCAAAGCACAUGCCUGAACCUCAACCUGGCAUCCGACGACAGCACCGAGUCCGACCUAUGGAUCUUACCUGACUUUGACGACUGGGAGCUCGAGACCGAGCAGCCAGCCCCUGCGAAAAGACAAAACGAAUGGGCACCGCUGCUCCGUCGAGCGGCCAAGUCGAACCUCGAACGACUCCGGGCAAGACUCGAAGGAGAUGGGUGGGACUUUGUGGGUGGCAAGUACGACGAGGACAAGAAGGCACUGCAGGAGGCGGCGAGUCAGAGCGAGGAGAGUGUGGAUGAGGAGUUUGACGUUGUGGUUUUGCCCGCUGUGCAGCACUCUUGCUAG
Messenger RNA from Cucurbitaria berberidis CBS 394.84, 624 nucleotides. RefSeq lists its product as uncharacterized. The coding region runs from base 1 to 624 and encodes 207 amino acids. The transcript has a single exon. The record is from RefSeq and is a predicted model, not a curated record. NCBI's taxonomy places the organism in Eukaryota, Fungi, Ascomycota, Dothideomycetes, Pleosporales, Cucurbitariaceae.